GCUGAAGUAAUAGUUGGAACCUCUCCCCACGCAAUCUGGGAGCCUCCCCCACCGGUCCCGGGCGUCGCGUUUGUGCGGAAACUAAGUGCGCCCUUUCUGCCGAUCGCUAAUUAGGGCCCGCGUUGCGUGUCGCGUGAAGAAAUGCACGCCGAAUGGUUAUGUUGUGGUGGUUGUAGGAAAAGUUUAAAUUUUCCGGGUAAAUGCUGCGGUGCGUGUGUUCGUUUGCUUCUUUUUAUUCAUUCAUCUUACUGAUGUGCAAAGCCAUGUUAUCCGCGCGGGUUAACAAAAUCAAUGACGACGACGCUUCGUUGGAGCCGCUUAAAAUGCUACCACUAUUGGAUAUUCACCCCACUCAGCCAUAGGACAGAGGAAAAUGAACGAUUAUUUUCAGUGCGUGAGAAAUUUGUUCCAGAAUUGCUUCAACCAGCAGCCACCAGCGGGAUCGUUUGUGCGUGACGGUUCCAUCCUGUCCGCGUCGCGAAUCAAUGACAUUCACAGCCUCUACGACAAAAACAGCACCAGCAGCAGCAGCCGUUACAAUCUGGUGAAAGAUAUCGGAUACAGCUACGAUGCCAUAAGCGCCCGGAACGAUCGGAUUCGCUUUCCGAAGGUGAAAACCCUCGACAUCAUCCCGCAGUCCCGUGACGUCCUCAACGGGGACUGGAUACUGCGCUACUCCGACUCGGAAGCCAACAAUUACCCGUGGAGUGGCGACUCUAGUCCAAGCUUUGAUCUAGUACCCUGGCGAAGAUCGAACCCCAAUCACAACCUGCUGCUCGCGCAGUCCAGCUUCGGCUCGCCCAAACGAUGGACCAACAACAACCGGGAUAAGAAGAUCCUCGAGCGGUUGCACAAAAUCGAAACCAAACGCGUGAAGAAACAUCUCAAGGAGAGCCACAAAUACUCGAAGCGAGUGAAACGCAUCCGCAUUAUGCUGUCGAUCGAGAUGCGACAGAAGAGUUACGAAAUCCUGCCCCCGAAACUGCUUCCCCGGCAGUUUGGCGAGGGCAAAAGCCACGUCACCAGGAUGGCGGUGGUUGCCGUCGAGGAGCAUGAGUUCUGUCACUGGGGCUACUUUAGCCAGCGACGGCACGAAAAUUUCCGGGAGAAAAUUGCCAAAGAAGAAGCCAAAGUGAUAUCCGAGCAACCAGCAGCGAAAAAUUCGAGUCCGGUGGGUGGUGAGACAGCUGCGGCUGCUGAGCAGCUGAGGGAAAUCGAGCAGCAUGUUUUCUGCCCGAAUAUGAACGCGGUGAAAACGCUAAACCCAGCUAAGCCCAUAACGCCAUUCGCCCCUAAGCAGCUCGAAAGUGAUAAGAUGAUAGUACAAAUGUGUAGGAGAUGUAGGCAUAAGAGAGUUACAGUGGGGUGCUCCGGGUACAACGAGUCCAGAUAUCUGUCGCAUCUGGACUCGUCUCAUGCACAGAUGAUGGCCCCGAUGGAACGGCCCGCGGGUGGAGCCCUGGCGCUCCAUUACGCGGCCGCCCGCGGCUGCCUCGACUGCGUGCGGCUGCUGGUGGAAGCGGCGCCCGACAUCAGCGCCAACACCCAGAUGGACAACGACGUUACCCCGGUCUACUUGGCGGCUCAGGAAGGACACCUCGAGGUGCUAAAGUUUCUAGUCCUGGAAGCGGGUGGAUCGCUGUACGUGCGGGCCCGCGACGGCAUGGCACCGAUCCAUGCGGCUUCCCAGAUGGGCUGCCUGGACUGUCUGAAAUGGAUGGUCGAGGAUCAGGGUGUCGAUCCGAAUCUUCGUGAUGGUGAUGGUGCCACCCCGCUUCACUUUGCUGCCUCCCGGGGACAUCUGACGGCCGUCCGGUGGUUGUUGAGCCACGGAGCCAAGCUGUCGCUCGACAAAUACGGCAAGAGCCCGAUCAACGACGCAGCCGAGAACCAACAGGUGGAGUGUCUGAACGCUUUGGUACAACACGGUCACCGCGAACCCGACUACGUCGAAUCCAAACAGCACCAGCAGUCCCAUCGGCACCCGUCGGAUCUGUACGCAUCCCAUCAACAGCUGCAGGCACAACAAGCGGUGACACCACAGCAGCAGAAACGGGCCCCCAAAAAGCACUCCAGCAGUCAUCAUCACUACAACAAAAACAAAUCGGCAUCAAAUCACAACACAAUGAUGUCCAAAUCGUCGUCGGGCAGUUCCGAUUCGGAACCCUUCUAUCUACACCCGCCGACUAUCAGGCAAACCAAGGACGGCUUGUACACCCGACAGUCCCCCGACAGCUUCUACGGAACUGCCCCACCGAACGACGGGCUGUACAUCAACCCGAUGCGACGGGGCUCCUCGACACCUCCCAGCCCCAGCGGAAGCGUCUCGGGUGAAUCCUUCUUCCUGCACGAUCCUCAGGAGGUGAUCUACAACCGGGUCAAGGAUUUGUUCGAUUCGGACCUUGGCAGCACGAAAGACGAGCGAAAUCCAAAUCCCAGAGCGAUGACAGUUCAAGUUGAAGUUCACUCCAGCAGCAGCGGCGCUGCAAGUGGUUCCGACGAGGAUCUCUCGGUAUCGUCGUCCAAUUCCGGGGUGGUGGAGCGUAAGCCACCCGAAAUCAAGCGCACCAACUCGAUCUCGCAACAUCACGACUACGAGGACAUCUAUUUGGUACGGGAAGAGGCACGGUACGGAACGAAGGCACGGAACGGCACCGGCAGGAGCCGAUCGCGGGACAGUGGCUCCCACAGUCGAUCGGCGAGUGCCAGUUCUAGCCGCAGCAACGACAUCCUCAUGCAAUUAACCAAUCAGACCGUAAGCAACAAGGAGCAAAUGCUAAUCAACAAACGAAACAAUCUGUACGAACAGCAGCAGCAGCAACAGCAACAACAGCAAAAUGGCAAACAUCGAGUGUACGAAUCGUCAAAGAACUACAAAACCACAAACCUCGGCAAGGCAGGCGGCAAAUCCGCCAGCCACCAUCAGUCGAGCCGGGAGCUGAGUGUGACCUCCUCGCGGAGCGGUGACAACGCGUACGAAAGCGUCUGCUCGCCGGAGGAUACCCACGAGCGGACGAAGCUGGCCCAGCGCCACUCUCUGCCACAACAUGGGCUGCAUGGCGCUGGCAGCGGCCGCGAUAGUGGCGCCAGCGGUGGCAAGCAGGUGAAACGCAGCGGAUCGGUGAAUACGAAAGAAAGCAAAGUUGUGGGACCCCCACCGCCACCAUUGCCGCCACCGCUGAAGGCUCCAUCGCAGCAGCAGCAACAGCAGCAGCAACAGCAGCAGCAGUCGGCUCAGCACGGCCCCGGCAACCAGACCACCAAGUCCGGCUCGAUGACGAACGGUAACAAUUUCUAUUUGCAUAAGCAUAUGAACGGCGGGGGUGGAGGUAGCGGCGGUGUUUUGCAGCAAACCUCGAUGACCUUCAACGGCAGUUCUAACGGAAGUUCGAUCCAGCAGAAUGCCCAACAUGAUUACUACAACCAGCUGCCCCUGCAGCAGCAACAGCAACAACAGCAGCAACAGCAGUCACUCAACAGCCUGGAAGGACCCGACUCUGAUUCGGGUCUGGAGGUGCUCGAGGAAGCCACCCUCAAACCGUCGGAUUUGAUACGAGGCAAUCACAACCGCAGCAUGUCCAUCAUCUCAGCGAACAAGAAAGCCAAACUCAUCGCGGGGAAUAACAACAACAGCAACGGCAACUCCACCACCACCACCACGAGCAAUACCACGAGUGGCAACAGCAACAACAACAACAACAACAACAGCAGCAGUAACGGAAACGGUGGCACCCUCCUCAGCCCGACCAGUUCGACCAAGGCAGUCGACGAGCAGUUCUACGGCUAUCAGCAGCACUACCAGUCGCGCUCGAACUCCGCUCUCUCGUCGUCCAGUCACGGUCCGAAUCUGGUGAACAAGCAGCUCGUACUCCCGUUCGUACCGCCGGCCUUCCCGAACGGAUCCACCGACAAUUCCAACCAUCUGAUCAAACCGUCCGAGUACCUCAAGAGUAUCAGUGACAAAAAGUCCAACGCCGGCUCCCAGAGAUCAUCCGACACCGAGGACUAUAUGCCAUUGAACGCAACGAUCACGAUACAGUCGGGACCGGAACCACCGAAGCCACCACCACCGCCGCCUCCGCCGAUGCUAAACUUUUUCUCCAACACCAGCACCCUCAACAGCACGCUCGGCGCCAAGAAGGGCAACAGCCAGACCGGAACGACCAAGAGCAACGGCAGCGGGGCCCCACCGCCGCCUCCGCCCCAGGACUCGACCAUCCGGAAGCAGCAGCAGCCGCUGUCGGCCAUCUCCAUCCAGGACCUGAACAGUGUGCAGCUCCGCCGCACGGACAAGAUGCUGUCGAAGACUUUCUCCGCACCCACGCGCAGCGUUAGCAUGCAGUGCCUUUCAUCGACCAACGAGCAGUUCCUCUCGCAGAAGACCGACCUGAUUGCCGAACUGAAACUGUCCAAGGACAUCGCCGGAGUGAAGAAGAUGAAGGUCGAACGGGCCAAGCUGGAAGACAAGCAGGCCACAGAGGUGUACUCCGAGGUAACGAGACAGUUCACCGCCGCAAACUAUGUGGACCAGGUACGGCCUCAAUUAUUGCAGGUACCGGAACGUGACCACGCUGGCAACACCAUCCCAGACUGGAAGCGCCAAAUGCUCGCGAAGAAGGCAGCCGAGAAGGCCAAGAAAGAGUUCGAGGAUCGGUUGGCCAAGGAGGCCGAGGAUCGGCGCCUCUCGGCGAUACCCAAGUGGAAACGGGAUCUGAUGAUGCGCAAGGAGGAAGCCGAAAACAAGCUCAAGUCCUCGAUUUAUACCCCACGAGUGGAGGAACCCCAGCGCCGUGCAACGGACACGUGGCGCUCGCGUAUGUCUACCCGUGCGAUGUCGAUCGACAACAUCAGUUUCACCUCCCAGCAGGAGGACUCCCCCGGUUCCCGCUUCAACAAGGAGAACAAUCACACCAGCAGCAACCAGCUGAACGGCAACGGGAGCACAAACCAAAAUGGUAACAGCAAUGGGCAUCACACCAACGGAAACGGUAACCACAAUGGCACCAGUAACAACAUGAACGGAAGCGGAAGCAACCAUCACAGCACCCGCAGUUCGAUGGAGAACAUCAACAGCAAGAAUGAUUACCAUCAGACCAUCAGCAGCUCGAACCAAAACGGCAACGAUGAGGAUGAUGACAGCGAGCAGAUCAUUCCGUGGCGAGCCCAUCUGCGGAAAACCAACAGCCGUCUCAGUCUGAUUGGUUGAAGGGGAAUUCGGGUGGGAUGGCAACUAGGAGUAGCUUGUUGUAUAGAAACAGUUCACAAUUACAAUUAUAAAUACACAAACGAACAUAUUUUAGCUUAACACAAAAAAUCAAACGGCAUACGCGGCGCAGACAUUUAAUUUUAUCACUCGACGACAUUAUUUAAUUGCAGAAUGAAGUGCUCCGAAGAGGGGCCCAAUUAUAAAGACUACGAAGUGCUAAACAACUUCGUACAAUGUUGUUACGAACAGCCGAAAUUGUAAACAUGGAUCAAAGAUUUCGUUGCAAUAUUACUGUAAGAUUAUUAUUAAUCAUCGGAAGAAAGAGAGACUUUUCGUCUUGGCGAGCGACGAAAGAAUUGCAAGCGCGUAUAUUGAAAUACAAGACUCUUAAAGAUAAAGGUUAUGAUAAUUAAAGACUAGAUUACUGUGAUUACUGUUAUCAUCUUCUUCUCGGAUAUUAAUAACACACACACACACACACACACACACACAUCACGGCGAGAGCAAACUGUGCUGCUCUCUGCUCUCCCCUUAUUUUGUAGUCACCAGUAAUAACAUUAUUUUAUUUACACCGUUAGUGACGGCAUACCCAGUUAUUAUCGCAAAAUAGUAAACUUAUUUUGACCCUACGACUACUAAAUAUCAGUUUACAUUCGCUAAACAUACGACGCUCGAUCUUCGUAAUAUUCAUCAUAUAGGCAGUGUAAUAACGAUGCGAACAUUCCAAUUUUAGAUUACGUUUUUUCGUUGGAUAGUUAUAAUAAAUGUUAAUCGACAAAAAAAAAUUGCGGCUGUGUUCUGGUUCCGGAGCGGAAACAUAUCCGAAUGUCGACUAGGGGAAGGCAGAAGAAAACAAAGAGCAAAGCUCUCGUGAAUCAGUGGAAUCAUUGGAACUUGAAAUAUUUCAAAACAUUGCUUCAUUUCAUGAUUGGUUUCACCCUUAACAGAAGCCGCCCGAAAGCUCGAGAACUCAUUUUGUAGGAGCUUAAGGCGCAAUUCCAUCAAUUCCUGUGGUGAGACAUGACAACUGGUUUCCUACUGUUCUUAUUGCUUUUUCUUCAACCAGGCGCGAGCAACCGGAAUGCUGAAACACGCGAGAUGUCAACUUCACAAAUAAGAAAAGGAUUCUGAAGAUUAUUUUCCACGCACGUAACAUAUGUUCUUUAGGGUGGCAGCGAAAAUGGUCAUGUCAAAUUUCAAAAACCGACCAUGCACAUUUUGUUUAUUGGCCCCAAAAAAUGACCUGUGCAAAGUUUCAGCUCAAUCGGACAUGAUUUAGGGGUGCCUCAAAGCGCUCAGCGUUUGAUUUUUUAUCCUCUAAAAUCUUCCAAGGGGAGAGUAAAGGAAAUUUAGAAAAUCAAGAUUUUUUUUUCGAUGCCAAAUGACCUAAAAAUGCAUGAAACUUCGAGAUCUGGUGUUAUCUCGAAAAAAAAAUGGGUGGGUUAUAUCUAUGAUAU
Molecule: messenger RNA, 6663 nt
Organism: Toxorhynchites rutilus septentrionalis
Lineage: Eukaryota; Metazoa; Arthropoda; Insecta; Diptera; Culicidae
Gene: f
Exons: 13
Coding region: 374-5206 (1610 amino acids)
Biological process (GO): actin filament bundle assembly
Cellular component (GO): cytoplasm
Molecular function (GO): actin filament binding
Source: RefSeq, a predicted model, not a curated record